AUGAAGGACAAAAAUUUGGGCAACCACCAAACCUUUUCAGAACCACAAGAUAACAGUGUCAAGAUCAAACAAUGGGUACGUGAUGCAGGCGGCGAUGCUGAAGAUGCCCAUGGCGAAGCACUUCCUGGUGACGCUGUUACUGUAGACGGUGCCCACGGCUUUGAGGCAUCCGCGCCCACAGCCAGCAGGAAUAAGGCGAACAAGGCGUUGAGGGUGUGCGUGGCCUGCGCCUUCGGCCUCCUCCGCGUGAGCUCCCACGUCUGCGGCCACACCAAGGACUCGCAUUUCCUCGGCGUGGGAGUCCUCGUGGCCGCCAUGAUGGUCACGCCGCUGCUCCUCAUCUCGUACAUGAUGGGCAAGAUGCAGAUCCAGAACACGUACCUGGAAAUCGCCCUCAACGCCUUGUUCGCCUUAUUCCUGCUGGCUGUGGGCGCGGAUGUCCUCAAAGCCGUGGGCACCGUCUACAGUAACAGCGUCACCAGGAAGUGCUUCGCCAUGGGCAUCUUCAGCAUCGCCGCCUGCAUCACGUACCUGCUGGAUACAGUGUUCUGUGUGAUGGUGUACAGGGGAAACAACUGAGAGUGAAGGCGGUUGGCAUCUUUUGAUUUUGAUGUAUCUACUUAGGUAGUUG
This is a messenger RNA of Penaeus monodon (black tiger shrimp), 631 nucleotides long. RefSeq lists its product as uncharacterized. Lineage: Eukaryota; Metazoa; Arthropoda; Malacostraca; Decapoda; Penaeidae. Bases 1 to 579 code for a protein of 192 amino acids. The record is from RefSeq and is a predicted model, not a curated record. The transcript is spliced from 5 exons.